GGCUAAACUUCAAGAAUAAAUGGAUGAAUCAUACCCCAAAAUUGCCAAGAACUUCUGCCAGUCAUUAUACCAAUCAGCGAUAAACUCUUAUUGGGUCUACAGUAAAGCCCCAUAUACUAGAGAAGAGAAUAAUUUCGCUGAGACUUAUGUCCUGAAGUUGUUCCUGAAAGGCAAAAUAAGAACACUUGAGCUGGAAUCCUUGGAUAAUGAUACAAUUCACCAGAUUUUUAGCAGAAUUGAUAAACAGGAGAAAUGUUCUGUGGACAAUGUAAAACUCUAAAAAGAUCAUUAUCUGCUUGCUCACAUGACAUUAGGCAGUUCCAUCACCAAGGAAUCAAACUAGGCAAAGAGAUAGAAAAAGAGGACAGCCUUUCCCCUGCAGCUGUGAGGAUGGCUAAGAGAGUAUUAAGGAAUAUUAAGUAUAAUUACACAGUCUCCACUUCAUCACCAUCUCCACCUCCUGAGAAGCCAAAAUCAAUCUCCUUGCCUUCGCCAACAAAUUCUGAGGUCUGAGAAAUCGGGAACCAAGUCUGUGAUGAUGCGUUCCAUGAUUUUAUCAGCAAGUAUUCCUCAACUAUUAGUACUGAUAAAAAUUGGGUCAGGAAAUACAAAAAUUUCAAGGAUAUUGAACCAGACUUCCUACAAGUUAAGCCGAAUAUCACAAAGAAUCUUCUUGCAAGAGACCUUCGUGGUUGCUUGAAGCCUAACGAGCGACGAAAUAGCUUGCAUUAUUCACAUAAAAGGAUCAAAAUGCUCAAAAGGAAGAAAUCUUUACCACGAAAAUAAUUUCGAUAACCUUGAGGGGAUCCAUAAGAAUCAUUCAAAAGGGAGAAAGAGAAAGAAGAGAAGAAAUAAGAAAAGACUAUCUGGGUUGCUUAACAAGAGCAAGGACUAUCUCUUAUUCCCUACAAGAAGCUCAGCCUUCAAUAAAUCUUGCAGUAGAAGGAAUAUUCCUCACUGGUCCAAGAUUUCUAUCUAUGAUGAGGCAAACCAGUCUAGUUUUAAGAAUUCUGAUAGGAAUAAGUCAGUAAGCAGUAGCUCAGAUGAUGCUGAACGAUCAAAUAUGUCUAAGUCAAAGAUACUGUCUGCUAAAUAACUUCAUCACUCCAAUGUGGAGUCCCAAAAAUGGCAACGACCAACAGAGGAACAAGUAUCUCAGUAAGAAGAAUAUCCAACCUUUCAGAGGCCUAUCAAAGUCUUCAGUCAGAAGCUUCCAUUCAAAAAUGACGAGGUUUGCCUCUAAACAUACAUCUGUGAAAAUGACUGAGAAAUCAGUGCAGGCACCUACCUAUCUGAGUGAGCUAAGGGCUUCUGAAAAUCAAUCAAUCCCAAAAUCUUCAAGAAGGGGUUCUCCAUCACGUAGAAGACAUCGAAGAAUCUCAAGAAGGAGAACUAGGAUAAGAAUCCCAAAAUAAUAAGAUCAAAAGACUUCAUAAGAAAUUUCGUAAAAUUAAGAGCUUAACACAUAACGAAGAGCAAGAAAAAUCUGAGACUUCUUCGCUGACAAAGAGGAUUCCAAAAAUAAUGCUAAACAAUGCCUCAUAUGACAAAGGUCUACCAGCCCCAAGACAGCUGUACCACCCAGAUGCUUCCAGAAAGAACUCUGAUGAAUCAGAUGAGCAUAUCAGAGCAAAUAUGAAGAAGAAAAUUAAUAAAGCAAUAGAUGGCCUUAUCAAAGAUAAAAGUUUUAUUAACUUAUCAAUAUCUCAAAAGGCAGGAAUAACGAAUUCUAAAAAGAAGGUGAAAAAUCUAAGCAGACUUUCCUAUACCAAUCUAAACUUUGAUCCUAGAAUCCCAAUCAAUGAAAGUAGUAAAGAGCAAGAAUUCUCCCCAGAUGAAAUCAAGCAAAGACCAAAAAUUGUUAAAAAGAAAAAGUUGAAGAUUAGGAAGAGGAAGUCAGCCCAGAAAUCUCGGAAGUCAAUGCUCAACAAUUCGUCUGUUCCUCAAAAAUACUCUAACCUCAACCUGACUGCUAGUGGAAUCAUAGAUAUUGAUUACACUUAUCAGCUGAUUAAGAAAUUGAAGAAUCUGAAAAGUGCCAAAUAAUGCAGAAUUUCGUGGAAGAAUGGCGAGCCCUCCAACUAACUCAACCAUUCUGCUUGGCACUAACAUUUCAAACAAUGUAAACUUGGUCAGCCCGAGUCUUCAUUUCAGGCCACGGAAAUCUAGUAAAGAAAGAAUUUAUGGAAACAAAAUCAUGAACCAACUAGCAGAUUCUACUAUAGAGAAAUAAGAAGAAGAAAUGGUCUAAAAUUUUAUCGUUCUUCCAGAACAACACGGACCAAUUAGUUAACUUAAUUCCAUCAGAGAACCCAAAACCUACAAUCUUUGGCCUAAGUAAACGAAUUUUGACAAGGCCGAAAAGUUAUCACAGGUUCAGACCUUACUCAGUUUCGAAUAAGAGAUCCCAUUUAGCAUCAUCUGGCUGGCUAAAGGAAGAAAAUAAGAGACCUUCUACUCAAAAUGCUAAGAUCAGACCAAAGAAUUUCCAAAAUUUUAGUAUCAAGAACAACCACUUUAAAGUGAUGUAUCAGAAGCAUCAUCCAGAGCGCAGUCGACCUCAAAGAGGAGCUAUAGGAGUUAUUGAGAUGAACACAUUUAGCAUAAACAGCGGUGACAACACAAACUAGCUCUUUACUUAUAUCCCUCAAUAA
Molecule: messenger RNA, 2654 nt
Organism: Moneuplotes crassus
Lineage: Eukaryota; Ciliophora; Spirotrichea; Euplotida; Euplotidae
Source: the annotation of a GenBank genome assembly